UUGUAUGCCUAUUGAUGUUAUGCGGAGAGAUACCCAGCUCCACUUUUUCCAAGUUUUGAAUCUUCUUUACAUGAAAAGCUUUUUGCAAUAGCAAAGUAAUGUAAAAGUGAUCCUUUAAUUGCGCUUUAAUAUUUUCAUUUCCCAACUAAAUUUAUUCACUAUGGCCUUCUUGUUAUGCCUGUAUUUAUACGUCACUCCGUUUCAUGAGUCUCUCUCUCUUUCUCUCUCUCUCUUGUGAUGGGUAGAGAGGAAGAAUAAGGGAGAAAGAUAGGGAUUUGAAAUGAUUGGAGUUGAAAAUAGGAGGAGAGUAUGAGUUGGGUGCAAUGAUAUGCCACCCCUUUCUUCAAAAACUGUCUUUAGGCCUUUUUCUUUGGGUUAAAAUGCUUGAAAGAAUUUCAUUGUUGAUUUCGGUCCCCUCAUGAGAUUAAGGAGGCGUAGACAAUGCUUUCCUUCUUGUUCUUCUCUUCACAGAGUUGACCAGGAUGAAAUUUAUUGGAGACGGAAGGGUGAUAAAGGGCAUGAAUGGUCACAUAGUUCUCCUCAUGUAAUAACGCAGUUGACUCAAUGUUUUGCUGCUAUGGUGGGACCGCGAUCAUGGGUAGGAGGACUCUUCCACCGCUCGAGCAACAAGCGUCAUGUGAAGUUUAUUGACUACUCAUUGAGUCCUAUUCAGGAACAAAGACUUCAGAGGCUCCAAGAACGAUUACAAGUACCAUUUGACGAGACCCAGCUGGAUCAUCAAGAAGCACUCAAAACAUUGUGGCAUGCUGCCUUUCCAAAUAUUCCUCUCAAAGGUUUAAUUUCUGACCAAUGGAAAGAUAUGGGGUGGCAGGGUCCAAAUCCAUCAACUGACUUUAGGGGUUGCGGUUUUAUAUCCCUUGAGAAUUUGCUGUUCUUUGCCAGGACUUAUCCGGAAUCUUUCCAUAGGUUAUUGUUCAAGCAAGAAGGGAAGCGAGCAGCUUGGGAAUACCCAUUUGCUGUUGCUGGCAUUAAUGUAUCAUUUAUGUUGAUUCAGAUGUUGGAUCUAAGCUCAGUUAAACCACGAUGCCUUCCAGGGAUCAAUUUCAUUAAAUUAUUAGGAGAGGAUGAAGGAGCCUUUGAUGAAUUAUUUUGUAUUGCUUUCGAAAUGAUGGAUGCUCAAUGGCUUGCAAUGCAUGCUUCCUACAUGGAAUUUAAUGAGGUAUUACAGGUAACAAGGACACAGCUGGAAAGAGAGCUGUCUUUAGAAGACGUCAACAGAAUACAAGAUCUUCCAGGAUACAAUUUGUUGUUACCCUGAUAAUUGAAUUCAUCUCUUCAAAAGC
Molecule: messenger RNA, 1304 nt
Organism: Carya illinoinensis
Lineage: Eukaryota; Viridiplantae; Streptophyta; Magnoliopsida; Fagales; Juglandaceae
Product: ELMO domain-containing protein B
Exons: 10
Coding region: 419-1279 (286 amino acids)
Source: RefSeq, a predicted model, not a curated record